This is a messenger RNA of Symbiodinium pilosum, 1056 nucleotides long. Lineage: Eukaryota; Dinophyceae; Suessiales; Symbiodiniaceae. The record is from the annotation of a GenBank genome assembly.
AUGAGGCACUCGCCCGUGGAGGAUGAAGUCAGCAGCGGCCUGCUGCCAAGGCAGCCUGCUGGCUGGAGCCACAGCCACGCCCUGCACGCGCUGGCUCAUGGCCUGCUCAGUGCGGCUUCUGCGCUUGGGCGUGGGCUGGAAAGUGCAUGCCUUCCAGGGCUGAAUGAUUAUGAUUUCUUUGGAAACAAAUCUGUCCUGGCCUCGCAGAUGAACGCGUGCAUCAGCGACGCAGAGAAGAACACCGGACUGGCCAUCAGAGCCCUUGAUGAAGGCGACAUUCCCACACUUGCCGAGGCCCUAAUGGCUUGGGCGCACGAACCUGGAGAGCUGCCCUGGCUUCGACCUGGCGUGGGGCUGGCAGCUGAAAGGGUCCUACGCGCCUGCCGAGGAGGACAGCUGGGAUGUGCUUGGCGUAGUGGCGACGAAGGUCGUGGCAGCCCGCAUUGCUUGCUGGGUGCGCAGGGAGCUGUGCAGGACAAUGACUUGACCACUCUGCGGAAGGCGGCUGUUGCUUUGCGACAGCAGGGGGGCGUCGCUUCAAAACAUGGGUUAGCAGCCCAGCGCCCAACCUUCACCUUCCGGCGCAGCGUCGCGGUCUACCCAGAGGAGAUGAUGUUUUUUGUGGUGCGAUGCGAGAGGCAAGUCACAAAUUCGACCCGUUGUGGCUCCGCCUGCGUGAUCAGGCAGGAGCAAUGUCUUGCCAUGGCAAAGGCGACCUUGCUGUGGUUCUUCGGCUAUCGGAAGUGUGAAAGCUGCGAAGAGUACAGCACUUCUGGUUGGUUCGAUGCAGAUGAUGUGUGGUAUUGCGAAGAAUGCCAAAUGAACUGCGUUUUGGACCUUUUCUCCGAUGAGCCAGUUCCGGCUGAAUCGUGGCUUCGAUGUGGCAUCCGCCGUGUGCGCGAGCUUCCUGCGCUGGCGACGUCUCAGCUUCUCGUGUGCACGUGUGAGCUGGUGAAAGUCAGCGGACAUGCCGGCCUUUUCGGCGGUCGAUUGAUGUUGGCGGGGACUGGCAUGGCACUCGGCUCUCUGUGGUCCCACUUGCAAGGACUGUCAUGA